Messenger RNA from Pipistrellus kuhlii (Kuhl's pipistrelle), 952 nucleotides. Its product is annotated as endoribonuclease LACTB2. The transcript has a single exon. The record is from RefSeq and is a predicted model, not a curated record. Gene Ontology annotation, molecular function: single-stranded RNA binding; RNA endonuclease activity. Gene Ontology annotation, cellular component: mitochondrial matrix. The coding region runs from base 46 to 912 and encodes 288 amino acids. Lineage: Eukaryota; Metazoa; Chordata; Mammalia; Chiroptera; Vespertilionidae.
GCGGUCGCCCCGUAAGCUGCGCGCCCACGGGCGGCUUAAGCGGAGAUGGCAGCCACUCUGCAGCGCAUCGAGCGGCUGUCCAGCCGGGUGGUGCGCGUCCUGGGCUGUAACCCGGGCCCCAUGACCCUGCAGGGCACCAACACCUACCUGGUAGGGACCGGCCCCAGGCGAAUCCUCAUUGACACUGGAGAACCAGCAAUUCCAGAAUAUAUCAUCUGUUUAAAGCAGGCUCUGAACGAAUUUAACACAGGAAUCCAGGAAAUCAUCGUGACUCACUGGCAUCGUGAUCAUACUGGAGGCAUAGGAGAUAUUUGUAAAAGCAUUGAUAAUGACACUCCAUAUUGCAUUAAAAAACUCCCACGGAAUCCUCAUACAGAAGAAACUAUAGGAGAUGGAGAGCAAAAAUAUGUUUAUCUAAAAGAUGGAGAUUUGAUUAAGACUGAGGGUGCCACUCUCAGAAUUAUAUACACACCUGGCCACACUGAUGAUCAUAUGGCUCUACUUUUAGAAGAGGAAAAUGCUCUCUUUUCUGGAGAUUGCAUCCUAGGGGAAGGAACAACUAUAUUUGAAGACCUCUAUGAUUAUAUGAACUCCCUAAAACAGUUAUUGAAAAUCAAAGCUGAUAUUAUAUAUCCAGGACAUGGUCCCGUAAUCCAUAAUGCUGAAGCUAAAAUCCAAGAAUACAUUUCUCACAGAAAUAUUCGAGAACAGCAGAUUCUUCAAAUAUUUCAUGAAAAUUUUGACAAAUCAUUUACAGUAAAGGAGCUUGUAAAAAUUAUUUACAAGAAUACUCCUGAGAAUUUACAUGUCGUGGCUGAACGUAAUCUCUUGCUUCAUUUGAAAAAAUUAGAAAAAGAUGGAAUGAUAUUUAGCAACACUGAUCCUGAAAAGAAAUGGAAAGCUCAUCUUUAGUUUCGUGUUAGUGAAAGUUCUGUUGUUCUGUUUUAGAGAA